Molecule: messenger RNA, 987 nt
Organism: Colletes gigas
Lineage: Eukaryota; Metazoa; Arthropoda; Insecta; Hymenoptera; Colletidae
Exons: 5
Coding region: 267-884 (205 amino acids)
Biological process (GO): apoptotic process
Cellular component (GO): mitochondrion
Source: RefSeq, a predicted model, not a curated record
CGGCAUCCUACGAUUUGUAAACAAAUAUAGAAGCGUUUAUUUGAUCCAAAUUUUCAUACUAUUUUAAUAAUUUCUAAGUGUACGUAUGUACAAUUACGAUUGUUAAUACGUGAAUCAGAACUUUGUUUCUAAGUUCGUGUAAAUCAGAUCAGUCACAUGAAGAGUACGUUAUAUUUUAACCAUAUUAAUGAUUUUAUGUAGCAAAUAAAUCUGUUUCGUAAUUUUCACAGUUAAAAUUUUAUCGUGACGCUUGUUUGUUAAAAAUCAUGUUACUGUGUCGAGCUGUUCGAAUAUUAUUGAGGAGGGCUGGCCCUGUAAUGUAUGCUACAAGUUUUGUGUUCAAUAAUCACUCGGAGAGUAAGAAACCUAUGCCUGAAGAUAAAUUAAAUCUUGAACCCCCUGAUAUUAAAAAAUUAACUAUUGAAUAUAUGAUACAGCAAUCGACAAUAGAUUCUAUAAACAAUGCAACUCAAACAUUAACUAUUGUGCAUAUGGCUGUAAUGAGAACAAGUAGCGAGUAUAAAACAUUGUUAAAUUUAUUGAUCUCUCUUUUGAGGGAAUCUUUGGAAUAUAAUUUAAAUGAUAAACAUUUGGACAUGAUAGUCGAAGUAAGAUCAAAAGUACAGAGUGAAAAAGAAAAGCUAAACAAAUUAACAGGGUACAUUCAAUAUGUACAGAAUCUGGCAGUAGCAGCAUCAGAUCUAAGUUAUCUAUCUGGAAUGGACAAUUUAUCAUUUAGUCUUUCACAACAACUUGACGACGUAUUAAAACGUAUAAAGACAGAAGUUGACCAUAUCGAAAUGCUCGAGGGAGAGUACUGUGAUAUACAAGAACAAUGCAUUAGAAAUUCGAGUAAAACAAAUGAUAACAAUGUUCCUCCAUAGAAUAUAUAUUAAAAGGUAACCUUUCAUCUUAUUAUUUUCUUUCUUAAUGAAUUUAUUUGUAUUAAAUAAAUUUUCUAAAUAGUUAAGUAACAGACGAACUAUA